GGGUUUAACGAAGUCUCGCGGUAUUUCCUCGCCAUACUUGUCUCUCGUUGCAGAAGGGCACGGAGAGGCCGAAAACUGGUACACCCGACGGACUACGGCCAUUCAUUGCACAGGGUGUAUAUAACCAGUCAUGCUGUCUAGAUUGGUGCUCGUUUCAGCGUCGUCCCUGAAGAGCAGUGGGGCACUUGGGGCUGGCCUCGUGCAGGCGUCUCGCUCGCUGCACACGUCCCCACAGUCUCUCGCCCCUGUCCCCCCGCUGCCUGAGACGGGAGGCAAGACUCGCCAUGGCAUCAUCCCCGAGGAGAUCUUCCAGUUCCUGUACCCCAAGACCGGAGUCACAGGCCCUUACAUGCUGGGGACCGGUCUGGCGCUCUACAUGCUCUCCAAGGAGAUCUACGUGAUCAACCACGAGACCCUCGCCGCCCUGUGCAUCGGUAUCAUCGCUGUCUACGGCGUCAAGAAGUUCGGUCCCAGCGUGGCGGCUUUCGCUGACAAACUAAACGAGGAGAAAGUGGCCAAGGCUCAGGAGGUGAAGGACUUGGCGAUGAACAGUCUGAGCGAGGCCAUCACGGAGGAGAAGAAGGAGCAGUGGAGAGUGGAAGGGCGUGGCAUGCUCUUCGAUGCCAAGAGGAACAAUGUGCAGAUGCUGCUGGAGACCAAUAACAGGGAGCGACUGCACAUGGUGACCAAUGAGGUGAAAAAGAGGCUGGACUACCAGAUCGCCCUGCAGCACCUGAACCAUCGCCUGCAGCAGGAGCACCUGGUCAACUGGGUGGAGAAGAGCGUCAUCGGCAGCAUUACUCCCCAGCAGGAGAAGGAGAGCAUCGCCAAGUGCAUCGCAGACCUGAAGCUCCUGGCUAAGGCCACUCAGGCGAAGGCCACUGUCUAACAUAAUGCAGUCUUCAGCGAAGACCCUCUGAAGUUCACACCUCAUUAUAAAUAAACUGUUUCCUCUUAAAGAUGGGCUAACUUUGUCUUUGUAAUUUGAACGGUUUCACAUUGCUUGAAAUCAAAUAAAGUUUUGUUUGGACGUUGA
This is a messenger RNA of Conger conger (European conger), 1036 nucleotides long. RefSeq names its product ATP synthase peripheral stalk-membrane subunit b (gene atp5pb). The transcript is spliced from 7 exons. The record is from RefSeq and is a predicted model, not a curated record. Gene Ontology annotation, biological process: proton motive force-driven ATP synthesis. Gene Ontology annotation, molecular function: proton transmembrane transporter activity. NCBI's taxonomy places the organism in Eukaryota, Metazoa, Chordata, Actinopteri, Anguilliformes, Congridae. Bases 131 to 889 code for a protein of 252 amino acids.